This is a messenger RNA of Malus domestica (apple), 1461 nucleotides long. RefSeq lists its product as uncharacterized. The record is from RefSeq and is a predicted model, not a curated record. Lineage: Eukaryota; Viridiplantae; Streptophyta; Magnoliopsida; Rosales; Rosaceae.
GAAAUGGUAGCUCGCAAAGCACUCCACGAUUUCCCUUCCCUUCCCAUAUCAAAAUCCAAUUUCAAAGCUUGUCUCGUGUCUCGUUCCGUUGACUAAAAGCAUUCAUCGCCAAAUUCGAGAUUUCGAGUUUGAUUUUCUUCACCUGGUAAUCGUAUCGUCUUGCUAGGAACUUGUCGUUCAAUUAAAUAAGAGUAUUUACCACAACUUGAGGUUUCUAAUUCGAUUUUAUUCAUCUCAAAUUGUCUUGGUAUGAGUUGGCUGAUUAGUUAAACUCGAGAUCUCAAACUUCUUUUUCUCCACCCCACCGUCUUGUCGCUAAACUGAACCUCAAGUCACAAGUUUUAUUUUUCCAAACUCGUAUGUCGCAGUGACACUGAGACGGCUCACGCACCCAUGAUCUCGUGAUCCCAACAUAUUAAUACAAAAUUUAUUACACCACACCCACAGUCCUACACUCCCCAGUACCCAAACUCUGUCUAUCCGCUCUUACUCUAAAUCCAUAUAUAUAUAUAGAGAGAGAGAGAGAGAGAGAGAGAGAGAGAGAGAGAGAGAGAGAGAGAGAGAGAGCUCAACAGUGAAACUUCAUCUUCUAAAAAUGAAGGACAACGAUUCACCGACACUGAUAACAAUCUCAUCAUCAACGGUGAUCAGGAAGGACACCUCGUCGUCUUCGUCGUCGAAAGCCGGAGUCUUUCUCGACAAGAAUCGCUACAAGUUCUCGGUUUUAGCUGCGAUUCUCCUCCUCGCUUUCUGGUCAAUAUUCACCGGGUGCGUCACCCUCAAAUGGUCAGCCGGCAACUUAUCCCACGUCUCCGACGACCUCGAUAUACCGACCUUCGACGAUCUCGACAUUCUGGAGGUGGAGGAGAGAGAGACGGUGGUGAGGCACAUGUGGGAUUUGUACACGCAGAGCAGCCGCACCAGCACGAGUCGACUGCCGCGGUUUUGGCAGGAGGCUUUCGAGGCGGCGUUCGAGCAUUUGAGCAGCGACGUUGCUGCCGUACGAGACGCCGCUGUUUCGGAGAUUGCCAAGAUGUCCAUCCGCUCCAUCGUCCUUGAUCCCAUCCCACUUCAAUCAACGAACAUAAGAGAAAUGCAGAAGAAGAGAUCCAAGAAAGCGGAGGAAAGCAAGAAGGUGACUACAUUACGUAGUAGCAGUUAGAAUCCUCCGUUUCAUGUGCUUGCCGUCGAACUCAGUGCUUAAAGUUUCGUCGGAGAACGGUGAACACGCGCCGGGACUAUGUGCACGGUUUAUACAUAAUUAGGGUUCAGGUCAAUCCCCUUCUCAGAUUAAAAGAAAAAGAUCCAUAUAUGAAAACUUGUCUCUGAAUUGUCCUCCUGUGAACCCCAUUAGUUGGGGAACUUGGGACAUUAGAAAAUCCAAUUUAUUGGGAUUUGAUUUACUUGUAUAUUUAUUUUUAAUUAAGAGUAAUAAAAACAGUAAAAUUUCCAGUCCUGUAA